Cucurbita maxima (winter squash) is the source of this 1476-nucleotide messenger RNA. RefSeq names its product protein BPS1, chloroplastic-like. The coding region runs from base 261 to 1262 and encodes 333 amino acids. The record is from RefSeq and is a predicted model, not a curated record. The transcript has 3 exons. Lineage: Eukaryota; Viridiplantae; Streptophyta; Magnoliopsida; Cucurbitales; Cucurbitaceae.
CCUCUUUUUCUAUUACCUUAUCUCCUCCCAGUUUCCUCCACCUACUGAAAUUUCAACGCUGCAGAAAAAAAAAGAAAAAGAAUCCUUCGUAGAAAUUUCGAUCGAUCUUCGUUCAACUACACGUUCUUGGAUUUUCGUUUCUUCCUUUCUCGUUCAUUUUGGAGUCGUCUGGUGUGGGUUUCGGUGCUCUUUAUCUGUAGGAGUUUCGUAGAUCUAACUCCUAUUCAAUACAUAGCAUCAAGAGCUCAUAGUUCACGAAAAUGAGCCGCCCACAGACCCCCCCCAGACAAUUUUUCCCUUUUGGCAACCCAUUCCGCAUGAUAUCUCCAAAAGGUUCGAAUUUGCCUUCUAAACUUGCUGCCAUAUUGAAUGCUUUUGAGAGAAGCCUAGCUGAAAGACUAAGAAAGCUCCAUCCUUCAAGUAAAGAUGACGUUCUUAGCCUUUCAUGGAUGAAAUUAGCAAUGGAGUUGCUUUGUGAAACUCACAGUGAUAUUAAAACUCUUAUCAAGGAGUUAGAUCUCCCAGUGCCGGACUGGAAUGAAAAGUGGAUCGAUGUCUAUUUGGACAUCAGUGUGAAAUUGCUUGACGUCUGUAAUGCUAUUAGCUCAGAGCUUUCCCACUUGAACCAAAGCAACCUCAUGCUUCGAUGUGUCACCCAUAAUUUGGAUUCUGCCGAGUCAAAGCGACUCGCUCGAGCCCGUGCUUCCUUAGGUCAAUGGAAACAGAACAUCAGCUCCUCAAAUUCUAGAGUUAAGAAUUGUUGUGCAAUCUUAGACAGCCUUGGAGAAUCACUUGAUCUUCCAAAAGUAAAGAACUCAGCCAAAGGUAAGGUUCUGAUGCUCGCUUUAUACGGGGUGAAGGUACAGACAGUUUUUAUGUGCAGUGUCUUUGCCUCCGCCUUCCUAGGUUCCCCAAAACUCUUUGAUCUGAAAAUUGCUGAUACAUAUUCAUGGGGACAAACUUUCUCCUCCUUGCAAAAUGAUGUAAAUAAUGAAAUUAGAAGUACAUACUCACAUGGAAAGUUUACCCCCCUGAAGGAGCUUGAAGCUAUCGACCAAUGUGUGGCCAAUCUUCAUAAAAUAAUCCCGGAGAAUCCUGAAGUUGAAGAAGUUAAACCGCUGGAAAACGCUGUAUCGGAGUUGCGAGGAAAGGCCGAGAAACUUUCAGAAGAUCUUCAUUUGCUUACUAAUGAAGUGGACAGCUUUUUCCAGAUCGUUUUGGCAGGACGUGAUGCUCUGCUAUCUAGCCUGAGGGGUUCAUAAACCAUAUGGAGCUGAACUUGAGAACCCUCUGUACAGGGCUAGGUUUGUCUCUCUUGUGUUUCAACUGAAGUAUAUUAACUAACUAACCGUAGUGUAGUAUAGUGUAGUGUAAUAGUGUUGUAGUCUUGGCAGCUGUAUUGCCAAGUAACGUGUGUAAGACCGAACUUUGAAAUGGUAAUAUGUAAUACAUAUGGGGUUUCUAUGUUUGAGCAAA